Molecule: messenger RNA, 5327 nt
Organism: Lagopus muta (rock ptarmigan)
Lineage: Eukaryota; Metazoa; Chordata; Aves; Galliformes; Phasianidae
Gene: SGPL1
Product: sphingosine-1-phosphate lyase 1
Exons: 14
Coding region: 91-1776 (561 amino acids)
Biological process (GO): sphingolipid catabolic process; carboxylic acid metabolic process
Cellular component (GO): endoplasmic reticulum
Molecular function (GO): pyridoxal phosphate binding; sphinganine-1-phosphate aldolase activity
Source: RefSeq, a predicted model, not a curated record
CGCGGCCUGCAGGGGGCGCUGUGCUGAGGGCGGGGCGGGGCCGGCUCAGGGCGGAGAGCAGCGGCGGCGGCCGAGGCGGCAGCAGCGGCGAUGGAUGCCAUCACUCCCUAUAAGGAGAUCCUCCAGAUGUACUGGGAGAAAGUAACGAGCUUCGUGAAUGCCCGCUGUGAUGGACUGGAGCCCUGGCAGCUGGUUGGGCUGACGUUUUCCUCCACGCUUCUAACUGUAUGGCUGCAUGGCUUCCUCUUCCAGUCCGAGAGUUUAACAUCCCGAACUAAAAAACAGUUCUUCAGACUGCUGAGAAAAAUGCCAUUUGUUGGGGCUAUAAUUCAAAAGAAGAUUGAUGAAGCCUUGAAUGAUGUCACUUCCAGUUUAUCCUUCCUGAAAGAUGAGAAGAAUUAUAUCAAAGUGCUGCCAGAACAAGGCAUGGACCAGCCUGAGGUUCUACAGAAGAUGAAAGAGUACAGCUCAAAAGGAGAUGUACGCUGGGAGGAUGGGAAAGUCUCUGGGACCGUGUACAGCGGUGAAGAGAAACUUACCCGCCUGCUAGUGAAGGUGUAUGAAGAGUUUGCCUGGAGUAAUCCCCUCCAUCCAGAUAUAUUCCCUGGUUUGAGGAAGAUGGAAGCAGAAGUAGUCAGGAUUGCCUGUAGUCUCUUCCAUGGGGGCCCCAGUUCUUGUGGUGCUAUGACAUCUGGGGGAACUGAGAGUAUCCUGAUGGCUUGCAAGGCGUACCGAGACCUGGCUUAUGAGAGAGGCAUCAAACAUCCAGAAAUGUUGGUCCCGGUGAGCGCUCAUGCUGCGUUUGACAAGGCAGCACACUACUUUGGAAUGAAGUUGAUUCAUAUCCCAUUGACCAAGGCUAUGGAAGUGGAUGUUCAGGCAAUGAGGAGAGCUAUUUCGAAGAACACAGCCAUGUUGGUCUGUUCUGCUCCCCAGUUCCCACAUGGAAUUAUGGACCCCAUCGAAGAGGUGGCAGAGCUUGCAGUGAAGUACAAAAUCCCCUUCCAUGUCGAUGCCUGCCUAGGUGGUUUUCUCAUUGUUUUCAUGGAGAAGGCCGGGUUCCCUCUGAAACGUCUGUUUGACUUCCGAGUGAAAGGUGUGACCAGCAUUUCUGCUGAUACCCACAAGUAUGGCUACGCUCCCAAGGGUUCCUCUGUGGUGCUGUACAGCGACAAGAAGUACAGGAGCUACCAGUACUUUGUGGCACCUGACUGGCAAGGGGGCAUAUACGCCUCCCCCUCCAUAGCAGGCUCCAGGGCUGGUGGAAUCAUAGCUGCGUGCUGGGCAACUCUGAUGCACAUGGGGGAGUCGGGCUACGUUGAGGCCACGAAAAGGAUCAUAAAAACAGCUCGCUUCCUUGAAUCAGAGUUGAGAAAAAUUGACAGCAUCUUCAUUUUUGGGAAACCUGAGGUGUCUGUCCUCUCCAUUGGUUCAGACACAUUUGACAUUUAUCGGUUAUCUAAUUUGUUAGCUGCAAAAGGAUGGAACUUGAACAUCUUGCAGUUCCCACCAAGCAUUCAUCUUUGCAUCACACAGUUGCACACGAAGCCUGGUGUGGCUGAGCAGUUCCUGAAAGAUGUCAAAGACAGCAUUGAGGACAUAAUGAAGAAUCUCAACGCCAAGACCACGGGCAUGGGAGCCAUCUAUGGAAUGGCCCAGUCCAUCCCAGACAGGAGCUUGGUAGCAGAGAUUUCCCUGGCAUACUUGGAUGGCCUGUACAGCACGGAUGUUCCUGGCAGUGAAAAGCACAUGAACGGCUCUCCCGGCCACAACUGACUGUAGCACAACAAUUGGUGCCUUGCCAGCUAGCACUGAGGUGGUUCUAAAUGUUUCCUAAGGAAGGAGAUUGCAGUAAGCCUUUGUUCUUAAAGUUGCAGGUCUGAUGGCAGCUUGAUGUCAAACUUUGUUCCUCAUCUUUGUCUGCUCUGAAAUCUGCAUUAUUUUCAUACCCAGCUUUAGUCCUAAGGCUUUUCUUCUCCUCCCCCUGUAUAUUUUCAUCAUGAUUACUGAUGAUGAACUGAAUGUCCAUUCCACAUCUCCAGAUUCCUCAGGUAUUCUGUAUGUCUCUUUGUUCCUUGCUGUUUCUUCUCCUCAGACCGUGUAUUCAGCUGGUGUCCAGCCAAGCCAAGCAUUAGAUUUGAAUUCUCACAUUAUGUUCCAAAGCUUCGCUCUUCCCAGGAGUUGAAGGUAGAAAAUAAAUAGAAAAUUCUGUUUUCUUUUGAGUAUUCCUCCCAACUACUGCAUUUAACAAACUGUACUGGAAGCCUUAUAUAUCUAUGUAGCGCAAAGGAAGGAUGGUCACAUUACUCUUUAAAAUCCCCUCUGGAGACCUGACUGCAGUCAUUAUCUAUUGAGGAAUGGGGAGGGGAGGCCAACACACAAUCCUUUUCUGGAAUCUCUUCAUUUGAAUAACAGCAAAAAUAGAAACCCAGUGGGUGGUAUACAGAGAGGAACUGAACGGUACUGAAAACCUUAGGUACAUAGUAUCUGUUUUACUUCCCUGCCUCUUCUAGAAGACAUGCGUUUACCGCCUAGAGUGCUGUUGCACCUUGCACAGUUCUGGAGGGAUGUGCAAAACAGUGAUUUCGCUGUUGAAACUUGAAGGUUUUGCACUAUCCCACAAUGCUGUAGUUGAGUUGGUCAAGCCCUGGCAUUGAUGAUAGCUAGGGACUUAAUGUGCAAAUGUAUGGCACCAAAGCUGACCUUUUUUUAAACCAUAAUCCUUUAGUAUAACAAGGUGACUUUUGUAAUAGGAAUUAGUAAUUUCUCUGCUCUUUGCACUGAUUCUUUUAAGGCACAUUCUCAAAAGGGCAUUCACCAUUGUGCCUUGAUGCUUCUCUGGCUUUUUAUGGGAUGCCAGGGAGGGUUGGAGGGGUCAGCUGUUGACUGCAAGGUUAGCUGCAGCCAUUUCCUUAUGGUACUAUAUUGAAAACAAAACCUCAAAGGCAGACUGGCCUCAGGUAAACUAUGCUUGCCCAUAAGAUAGAAUGGUAGUGCUAUUGAGCCAAGUCCCUUCACAGUAUUAUAAGGAUGCUGGCAUAGUUCUGAAAGGUAGAAGAUAGGAUGCAGUAAGUUGGAGGUAACAGAGCUUUGGGCAUAUGUCUCACCCUUCCUGUUUUUCUCCACUGUUUUUACUGGAACAGAGCAAUGUGAGGUAGUUGUUGCCUUAAGGAUGAGCUAGAUUCUCUCGAGUUGUUAAACGGGGCUGGAGGGCUUUCCCAUGUGCCUGCUCUCAGCUUUCUGCAAGUUACAUAGAGUUUCCCAGGCAUGGUUCAUCAUUUGGGAGAUCACUGUGCCGUGGCUACAGCAUCUGAAAGCAUCUCUGCCACAGGGGGCUGCUUGGCCCUAACCUGACUCUCACAGGUUCGACAAGCCCAAGCACACACUUGCACAAUAAUUAUGCAGAAUGAGAAGGCUUCUUAACAGCCACCACACACUCAAGUGUAGCCUUUUGCCCAGUGGGGAAGAAUAACUUGCUUUUUAACAGGUUUAUUCUCAGUGCUAGGAGAUGAAGUAUUUUGGCCAUCGCCUGUCAUUGAUGACUCUGUGCAUGACUCUGAGCUCUUCUGGAAACAUCACAUUUGAAUUGUCUGUUGGUGGUGUUACCAGCUCUGGCAUUUAUGUUGGACCUCCUUAUUCUGUUAACAUCUUACUAAUGUGAUCAUUACUGCAUCUCUGAGUUUGCUGUACUGUGGAGAGAGUCUGAAGUGUCUGGCUACUGUGAUGGUUCUCUUUGAACCAACAUUUGGAAAACAUAAAAAGGGAGCUAGUCUUUUUGUUCCUGCGUUCAAAGAUAAUGGGGAAGGAACAGAGUGGGGUGAAGGGGAGGAACUCCUUCCUCUUCCCUGCUUGCCUUCCCCCCAAAGAAGGUUGAUGGAUCUGAUGGAUCAGUGCUCCCUUUCAUAUUUUCCUGUGUAUUUCAAGAUGUUAUUUGUAAAUCACUGUACUCUAUUCUGGAUUCGCCUACUAGUAAUAUUUGUGGGUUUAAUUGUUUAAUAUGUAUUUGUUCUAUAUUGUAAAUGUAAUUUUGUGGUCAACAACAGGCCACUGUAAUUUACUGCUGUGUAGUCUUUAUUCAUCCUUGUUAUCUAACAUGUAAUCUGCAUCUCCUUUGUCAUGCCAAAUGGUUUUAGUGAAAAUUGAGAGUAACAGGUUCAAUAGUUGUUUAAAAGGAAGAAAAAAAAAAUGUGAAAAAGAACAAUUGUAUGGACUGGAUUCUGAUCUGGAAGUGGAUAUGGCUUUAGACCUGGAGGGAUCUUCCCAACUGUUAAUUCCUGUGAGAUUUCCAACUGGCCAGGUUUUCCAAGUGAGACACUAGAUAUACUUGCACAAGGCACUCCUGAAGGAGUUGGGUGCUCAUAAGGUACUAGACUGAAUAAUAUCCGGUGUGAUGGACCAAGAAGAGAUGUCUGUCUUCAUGCCAUGGAUUUCCUCUGCACUUUUCUGAUGACUUAGAAGAGUGGAAGGGUUGCAUACAACACAAUAAUAUAUUGCCCAAUAAACUCGCACUGAAUGUUUUUAAUGAAUGAAUGGGAUCAGUUCCUCUGAUGGCAGUAUUCUGUAUUGCUCUAGUUUGCCAGUGUAAAACUGUAGGCUGAAAUAGCUGACAAGAUGGUGAAGAUGGGCCUAGUUUGUAUUAAAGUGGUGCAUUGAGCUACCUAGGCUUGUUGAACUUUUAUUUUUUCUGCUUUGGUGCUGGUUUGAAUGGAUGGGGACCUGUUGCUCUUGAUCUUUGCUUAUAUUCAACCUAGUCUUUGGCAGGAGAAAUGCUUUAUGAAUUAUGUUAAAUCUGAGCUGCUAUCUUAUUCUGUCAAGAUGAAAGUGGUGUCUGUGACUUCAGCUUGCAUAUGAUGUUGAAGGGUACCGAAAAUUGUAAGUGUUUGAAGAGCUAUGGAUUUUCUCUUACUACUUAUGGAAAUAUUUCUCCCAGGCUGUUUUGCUGAAAAGUACUGUAGGUUUCAUAGCAAAUCCUUCUUGUUGUUCCAAAAAAGCAGCAGUUUGACUGCAGCCUGCAUGAAUGCCAAGACACUGAGUUACUGAAGUGAGGAUCUCGCAGUACCAAAUCCAUCUAAAACAUCUUAUGGGAGGUAUGCCACAGUAAGCAGCCUCUGGCCUGAUGCCUGGCUACUUCUGUCCCUUUUGGUUGUGCUUCCCCUGUGUUUGUGCCUUGGGUAUGAUAGUUGCACUUUAGUUUUUAGCACAAGCAGUUUUUCCAAAUCUGCACUGGCUUCUAAUCAGGCUCUGAAAAUCUCAUUCUCUUUCAGACCCUGUUCGCUUUGAGGUGCGGACCUGGGAAGGCAUGUGCCUCUUCUCCAUGAUGCUUUAUC